Gongylonema pulchrum is the source of this 1026-nucleotide messenger RNA. The record is from the annotation of a GenBank genome assembly. Lineage: Eukaryota; Metazoa; Nematoda; Chromadorea; Rhabditida; Gongylonematidae.
AUGCAGCUGGUUAAAGAAAGAGACCAAGGCUCAGCAGGCACCAAUGAUGGAUCAGCUCUUAUCGAAGAGUACUCAACUAAGCUGGAUACGUCAUUUAUUGGACAAACAACGAUUCUAAUUGCUCGAUUCAACACCUCCGAUGCUACGCUUCAUAUCAUCGAUACAGCGGCCCGAUCUUGGGAUGGAAGAAUUGUGCUGAUGCGAGUUGUCAUCAAUCCUGCUCGGCCUGAUCUGUAUCUCUCUCAAGCAUUUCUCAUUCCACCAACAGAUUACAAUGUAACUCUGGAUACAAGAACUCUGCCAGUCGAUCACUCAAUGACCGGAGGAUACUGGGCAAUGCUUGCAGCACCACCAUUCGUUUGUGCGUCACUGGACACGCAACGGACAGUAACCGGUAAGGUACUAGUGGUCGGUCUUGGCGCUGGGCAACUCAACAAUUACCUGCACAAUCAUUUCCCGAGGCUGAACAUUACUGCCGUGGAGAUCGAACCAGCAUUUGGCGCAAUCGCAAAAAAAUAUUUCGGAUUUAAAGAAGAUUCGCAUCAACGACUAUACAUUAUGGAUGGGAUCGAAUUCUUGACAAAAGCUGCUUCUGACGCGAAAAUUCGAAUUUGGCCAUUUUAUACGGUGCAAAUGGCAUUUCAGGGCGAAAAUAUGAUGCCAUCUAUAUCGACGCCUGUCCGUCGGCGUAUCGCGAUGCUCAACAUUACUGCCGUGGAGAUCGAACCAGCAUUUGGCGCAAUCGCAAAGAAAUAUUUCGGAUUUAAAGAAGAUUCGCACCAACGACUGUACAUUAUGGAUGGGAUCGAAUUCUUGGCAAAAGCUGCUUCUGACGGGCGAAAGUAUGAUGCCAUUUACAUCGACGCCUGUCCGUCGACGUAUCACGAUGGUGAUGAGGUGCUGUGUCCUGCUGAUGCAUUUCUGAAUAUCACCACUAUUGGUCACAUGAAAAAAACCUUAGCAAAAACGGGUAUGCUGCUUCUUGUUACAAACUCAUUUCGUCAUAGUUUUAACUUCCCUGAAUAA